Molecule: messenger RNA, 531 nt
Organism: Helianthus annuus (common sunflower)
Lineage: Eukaryota; Viridiplantae; Streptophyta; Magnoliopsida; Asterales; Asteraceae
Exons: 1
Coding region: 1-531 (176 amino acids)
Source: RefSeq, a predicted model, not a curated record
AUGGGAGUUAUUGAACCAGUGGAUUUUCGGUGGAACGCAUGGGUGCCUCCGAAGGUUAAUGUUCUGGCCUGGAGGGCCUUGCUCGACAAGAUUGCUUCGAAAUUGGGCCUGCUUCUUUGGGGUGUACCCUUAUCCGAUACUUUGUGUCCUAGAUGCGGGAUACACGAUGAGGACCCAGCCCAUAUUUUUGUUAAAUGUUUGUGGGCCAAGAGCAUCUGGUGGAGCAUAUGCACUUGGUUGCGUGUGAGUUUCCCAACUAACGUCCACUGCCUUUCUGACCUUGCGGGUUUCUUUUCAAGUCAACCGGGAGAUGCAAAAUGGAAGAAGAUGGUCUACUCCAUUUUUCUUGCAACUGUUUGGAGGAUCUGGAUCGCUAGAAACAUGAAAGCUUUUGAAGAUAUUUUUGUUCCGGUCUCUAAAUCGGUGGACCUGAUCAAGGAAGAUGCCUUUAUCUGGAUUUUUAACCGUUCGAAGCUCAAGACGCCGUCGUGGGGAAAGUGGUUAGAUUUUGACAUUGCCGAUAUGUUGUAA